This is a messenger RNA of Sipha flava (yellow sugarcane aphid), 761 nucleotides long. RefSeq lists its product as uncharacterized. Bases 129 to 761 code for a protein of 210 amino acids. Gene Ontology annotation, cellular component: mitochondrion. The transcript has 3 exons. The record is from RefSeq and is a predicted model, not a curated record. NCBI's taxonomy places the organism in Eukaryota, Metazoa, Arthropoda, Insecta, Hemiptera, Aphididae. Gene Ontology annotation, biological process: mRNA processing.
CACGUAUGGGUUUCUGUUAUUUAGACUGCAUUUCAGUUCUAUGCUAAAGACUGUCUACAGUCUUAUGUCAUGGUAUAAAUAUCUAGCGUAAAUAAAAAUAUAUAAGUUUUCUUGUUUUCUUCAUCAAAAUGCUUAACAACUUGAGAUCCGUCAUACGAAGUUUCGCUAAUAUUAAAAUUGUUGCUGAUAGACAAGUAUAUCCAACAAUACGGUCUAUAGGUUCACUUAAUCAGUCUCCUUUGGGUUCACCAACCUUGCCAAUUUCAAUUAAUUUGCCUACUGUAUCAACCAAAAAAAUUAUAGAUAAGCCAUGUCCUUGUACUCCCUUUAGAAUUCCUCGACCAACGAUAACACUUACAUUGAUCGAUCCACUAAUUAACAAUGAUAAUGAAAUUCAAGCAGCACGUCUUAUAGUUAUUCGGCGUAAGAAAAUGAAAAAACACAAGUUGAGAAAAUUAAGAAAACGUAUGAAAUAUAUUUGGGCUAAAGUCAGACAAAAAAGAGAAAUGAGGAAAGAAAAAGCUUUCCAAGCUGAAUUAAUGGGACAGAUUAAAGAAGCUGAAAAAUUCAGUGCUGCUAAUUAUGUGCAAGAAAAAUUAAAUAUUGUUAAUAUGACAAUAUUACCAAAUAGAUGGAGAGGAAAACGAUUACCAGAGUUUGUUAUUAAAGAUUUAAUAGCCAAAGCUCAAAUUAAAAAACAAAACAAGUUGGAGGCCAAGGAACGAAGAAAAAAAUUUAUGGCUUCGUAUAAACCAGUAUGA